Messenger RNA from Daphnia magna, 1374 nucleotides. RefSeq lists its product as uncharacterized. The record is from RefSeq and is a predicted model, not a curated record. Gene Ontology annotation, molecular function: catalytic activity. The transcript is spliced from 3 exons. Lineage: Eukaryota; Metazoa; Arthropoda; Branchiopoda; Diplostraca; Daphniidae. Bases 1 to 1374 code for a protein of 457 amino acids.
AUGUCUACACCUGCGCCACGCCAAGAAGCCUCAAGCAACAAAGACAACCGGCCAACAAGGGGCAGAGUAGCCAUCCUUGUCCACCGCGCCAUUCCCUACACCGAGAUCGCCUCAAAAAACACACCUAACACAGAAGCCAUUGGUAUCACCAUCCACAAUACCAAAUACGGUAGCAUUGACAUCUUCUCCAUCUACUGCCCCAAAGGGAACUGCACAAAAGAAGAACUGAAACAGCUCAGCUCCUCCAAAAACAACAUUAUUAUCGGGGGUGAUCUCAAUGGGCACCACGAAUUAUGGGGCUCAAACCAAAGACCCAACAAAAGCGGAAAAUCCCUGUACAGUACGCUCCUUGAAAUCCCAACUAUCUCACUUAUCACGCCACCACAACUAGCUACUUACAUCAGCCCAUCCACUGGUCGCACUUCAACACUAGACAUCACUAUCGCCUCAACCGCUAUAGCAAACGACUCGGUAGUCACUCUAGGGCCCUUUCUAGGCAGUGACCAUAUACCUGUAGUCGUCGAAACCAAAAUUUCACUAAAACAACCCACCACUGGUCCAGCUAGAUGGAAAUUUGAAGAGUCUAAUUGGCAUAAAUGGAACGCAGAAAUCAACAAAACACUUGCCUCUGAAAAAUUUGCUAACUGUCAACUUCCCCUACUUAUCUACCAUCAAUUCAAGGAAGCUAUGAUCGGGGCUAGCCACACCUAUUUUAAAAUGACCCAACCAUCUCACCGAACCACAUCAGAACCCACCAAACCUUGGUGGAACGAGUCCUCUAUGAGUAGCGGGGCUACCCAUCCUUCGGCUACCAACAACCAUCUCCUGUCCAAAGCGGGCGAACCCAUCACCUGCCCUAAUGAAAAGGCAACAAUCUUUCUUGACACCUUCUUUGACAGAUCAGACACCCAACCCGCAAAAAACAAAUACUUGGAAGAACAAAUUUACAAAGCCAUUACCUGCAAUCAGCCUAACCCGCUCAAUUCUCCCAUCACCCUAAAUGAAAUCGAAGAAAGUCUCAGACAUCUAAAAAGCAAUGCCACAGGCCUAGACCUUACGCACAACAAAAUGAUCACAAACCUCAACAAAGAAAACCGGGAACAUAUGCGCCGCAUGUUCAAUACCCUACUAGACCACGGAGAAGUCCCACUCGAAUGGAAAGAGUCGGUCAUUAUACCCAUACCAAAACCUAACAAAUCGCCAAAAAGCCCUUCCUCAUACCGUCCUAUUUCCCUUACUUCCUGCCUUGGUAAGGUAAUGGAACGGGUUAUCAAAAAUAGACUUAGCUGUUACCUAGAGUCGAAUCACCUGCUCCCACCAACUCAAGCAGGCUUCCGCCCUGGCAGGAGUACACUCGCUUCCAUAAAUAUGUAG